Panonychus citri (citrus red mite) is the source of this 1874-nucleotide messenger RNA. Its product is annotated as inactive pancreatic lipase-related protein 1-like. The record is from RefSeq and is a predicted model, not a curated record. The coding region runs from base 312 to 1409 and encodes 365 amino acids. NCBI's taxonomy places the organism in Eukaryota, Metazoa, Arthropoda, Arachnida, Trombidiformes, Tetranychidae. Gene Ontology annotation, molecular function: lipase activity. The transcript has 2 exons.
AGUAAUUCACUUUAAUCAAGUAAUUAAACGAAUGAAUAAUUUGUUUGGUAAAUAAAGAAAAGCAAAGAUUAAUUGACUUACCAUGAUAAUGAUGUUGAUUGGAAACAAUUAAUUGGUGUUAAACAGUUGAUUAUUUUUUCAGGUUAAUUGUUACAUUAAAAUGAUGAGGGUUAAUCAAUUAAUCAAUCGGUUAAUCAUAAACAAAAAAAUUAGGUGAAAAUCAGUUAAUAAGACAAGUUGAUUAUUAUUGUUGAUCUUUUGUUCAUCCAAAGAUCACAAAGACUAAACAACAACAAGAAACAAACAAGAAAAUGAUGAUUAAUUUGUUGACAAUAUUUUCCGUUUAUUUAUUGAUUUCCAAUGUAAUUGUGAUAAUUGAAUGUCAAGAUUAUUCUGCUUAUCUGAAUAAUCGUAUAUUCCAACCAUGUAUGAAGCCAGUUUGCUACGAAGAUGUUGGUUGUUUUCAACCUUUUCGCUUACAGGCCUACGUUGGCCUACCUCCGGUCGCCGCUUGCCCUCAACCUCCCGAUGAACUUGGUGUCGAUUUCCGAGUAAUGAGAUAUAACAAUUCCUAUGAAUUUUUCAAUCUUUUCGGUAUAACACCAAAUUCAUCUGUUGCCUACAUUAUUCCAGGAUAUCGUUCAGAAUACACUGAACUGUUCAACAUGGAACUAGUCGAUGGCCUAUUAAAACAUUACGAUCAAAUUAUUUUAGUUCGUUGGGAUCUUGGAGCUAAUCCAUCAUUAGUAUUUGAUAUUCCGGUUACCCGAUAUAAUAAAUUCUUGGCUGCUGCAAAUUCAGAAGCCGUUGGCAGGAUAAUCGGCAAUUCAAUUGACUAUAUUGUUAACAAUCGUUCAGUUAAUCCGGAUAACAUUACCCUGGUUGGCCAUGGGCUCGGUGGUAAUACAAUUCACUUUGCAGCCGAAUGGAUUAAGGAUAAAUAUAAUCUCACCAUCGGUAAAGCCGUUGUUCUGGAUCCUGAUGCAAUUCCAUUCUAUUUUUCGAAUAAAAAAAUCUCUGGUAAAGGUGAUGCUAAGGUUGUCGAUGUGAUUCAUUCAACUUUCGUUGCUCCAGUUCCAGUUUUAGGUCAACGAUUUGCUGGUAAUACUAAAACUGGAGCAUUAACACCAACCGGUGAUUCUGAUUAUUUUAUCAAUUUUCCCGAUUCAUGGAAUGAUCAACCGGGUUGUGAUGGACUCGAAUUUUGUUCAUCGUCUUUCUCGGUCAUGACCUAUGCCGCUUAUCUUCAUGGUUGUACCUUUGAGACUAAACCUUGUUCUGGAAAUAUUUUCCAACGAUUCACCUCCAAGGAGAUUGGACUUGAUAGCACGGAAACGGGGCCACAAGGACGAAUCUGUAUCAAGGUAUCAGAGAAACCGAUAAAAAAGUGCCCAUAUAAAUCAUCUUAAUCCAAUCAAUCAAAUCAAUCAAAUCAAUACACAAAGAGAGAGAGAGAAAAAAAAUACAAAUGUAAUUUGUUAAUCAUUCAAUUGAAUUUACAUUUUUCCCUCAUAAUUUAUCCCAAAUUGUUUAACCAUUAUCAUGAUUCAUUUGUUACAUAUGAUUAGCUCAUUCUCAUCAUCAUAUAUUAAUUAUCAUCAAAUGACAUCAGUUCAGUUUCAAGAACCAUCACCAGUUAAUCAGCAGAUAAUGAUGAUUAAAACAACAAACAAGAGUAACAAUCAUGAUGAUAAUUGUAACCAGAAUAAUGAUAAUAUUAACUAACCAGAAAAAAAAAAUAUAUUAUACCAAAUGAUUAGCAUUUGAUUUCCACUCUCAAGGAAAAACAAUCAAAUGAAUCCAUGUUAACAAUCAUUUGAUAACAAUUGAUAUAUAUAAAAAAACGUAAUAUAAUACAAAAUGUUUAACAUAAA